AAUAUAUAGGAAGUAAAGUAGUAAUUCUUGUAUGCCGGCCGGGCACCAUGUGAACAUACCAACACAUUAUUAUAAAGUUUUUAAGUUUUAACCAAUUCUUUGUAGUGUUCACAUUCAUUUCUGUGGUGUGUAUAUAUAUAGAUAUAUAUAUAUAUAUAGAAGGGUCGCUGGAAAAUGGCCCAGGGGCCGGCACCUUCCCCUUCUCCAAGUGGAAUAUCGACAGUGGCAGAUGGUGGAGGGUCACCAUCGGGAAUAUCGCCAGGGUCAGUUGAUGGAUGGUCAUCAUCGGGAAUAUCGACAGGGGCAGUUGGUGGAGGGUCAUCAUCGGGAAUAUCGGCAGGGGCAGUUGUGGGAAUUGUUAUUGUUGUUGUUAUAAUACUGUUAGUGUUGAGUUUGUUGUUUGUAUUUUACAAGAAGAAGAAUAAGAGGAGAAAUCAUCAAGAUUACUAUGUUCCACCACCACAAGGAGUCAAAGCUGACCAGUAUGGUGGGCCUAUGCAACAUUGGCAGCAAAUUGCUCCACCUCCAGCAGAUCAUCUUGUUACAAUUCCGCUUAAACCGUUACCUCUUCAGCCUCCAUCUUACAUGAACAGCAGUGGAGCAUCUUCAAACUAUUCUGGGUCCGAAGUUGGGCCUGUCGUGUCCUUAGGUUUCUUAUCACAGAGCACAUUCACGUACGAGGAAUUGGUUCAGGCAACUGAUGGCUUCUCAGAUGCUAACCUUCUGGGACAAGGUGGUUUUGGAUAUGUGCACAAAGGAGUCCUUCCUAAUGGGAAAGAGGUUGCAGUUAAACAGCUUAAGGCUGGGAGCGGACAAGGUGAACGUGAAUUUCAGGCUGAAGUUGAGAUUAUUAGCCGAGUACAUCACAAGCAUCUUGUGUCUCUCGUUGGAUACUGCAUUACUGGUGCUCAAAGAUUGCUCGUUUAUGAGUUUGUUCCAAACAAUACUUUGGAAUUUCAUUUACACGGAAAGGGAAGGCCUCCAUUGGAUUGGCCAAUGCGACUAAAGAUUGCUGUAGGGUCUGCUAAAGGACUGGCAUAUCUGCAUGAAGACUGUCAACCUAAAAUCAUUCAUCGUGAUAUCAAGGCGGCUAACAUACUCAUCGACUUCAAUUUUGAGGCCAAGGUUGCUGAUUUUGGACUUGCUAAGCUAACUUCUGAUGUUAAUACUCAUGUCUCCACCAGAGUGAUGGGAACUUUUGGGUAUUUGGCUCCAGAAUAUGCGUCUUCAGGAAAACUUACGGAUAAAUCAGAUGUAUUCUCCUUUGGUGUAAUGCUUCUCGAGUUGAUAACUGGAUGUCGGCCUGUUGAUUCCAAUCAGUCAUACAUAGAAAAUAGUUUGGUGGACUGGGCACGGCCAUUGCUCACACAAGCUUUAGAAGAUGAAAAGUUUGAUGCCCUUGUUGAUCGUCGGCUAGGUAAUGAUUAUAACCAUAACGAGAUGGCUCGCAUGGUUGCUUGUUGUGCUGCUUCUGUCCGUCAUUCAGCGAAGCGCCGACCAAAAAUGACUCAGGUUCUCAAAGCUUUAGAAGGAGAUGUCUCGUUAUCCGAUCUUAAUGACGGGAUUAUACCUGGACACAGCACAGUAUACAGUUCAUAUACAAGUUCAGAUUACGGUGCACUCCAAUACAACGAAGACAUGAAGAAAUUCAGGAUGAUAGCACUACCGACAAGUCAAGAAUAUAACAGUAUUGAUCAGUCCAGUAAUCUGACAAGUGAAUCUGGGCUACACCCGUCUGGAUCAAGUAGCGAAGGCCAACAUACGAGGGAAAUGGAAGCUGGUAGGAUGAAGAAAGAUAGCAGAGGAUUCAGUGGAAGUAAAGGCUUCGAUUGGAAUUCUUAGUGCAAAGAACUCCUUUUUUUUUUUUGAUGAAGUAAGGGUGCAAAGAACUCCAUUUUUCUGUAUAAUCUUUCAACCUAGCUCUUUAAGAUGUGAAGGGUCGUUUACUCUUUCAAUAUACAGGGUUUCUUUUCCAGGUUUUAUUUUUUUA
Molecule: messenger RNA, 1990 nt
Organism: Lycium barbarum (goji berry)
Lineage: Eukaryota; Viridiplantae; Streptophyta; Magnoliopsida; Solanales; Solanaceae
Product: proline-rich receptor-like protein kinase PERK1
Exons: 8
Coding region: 175-1842 (555 amino acids)
Biological process (GO): protein phosphorylation
Molecular function (GO): ATP binding; protein kinase activity
Source: RefSeq, a predicted model, not a curated record